Setaria italica (foxtail millet) is the source of this 1762-nucleotide messenger RNA. RefSeq lists its product as uncharacterized. Bases 69 to 1370 code for a protein of 433 amino acids. The record is from RefSeq and is a predicted model, not a curated record. NCBI's taxonomy places the organism in Eukaryota, Viridiplantae, Streptophyta, Magnoliopsida, Poales, Poaceae. The transcript has 3 exons.
ACCCACCUUCCCCCCGCCCCCGAAGUCUCCCCGCUCCCGCACCGCCGCCGCGGACCUCGCCGCCGGCAAUGGCGUGGCUUGCGCGCUCCAUCGCCAACUCCCUCCUCGCCCCCGAGGAGAAAGAAUCCAGCGGUACCGGCCCGGGCCCCUCCGCCUCCCCCGGCUCCUCCUCCUCCUCCCCGCCGCGCGGCGUCCGCGAGGACCUCUCCGAGUUCACCGGCGCGCUCGCAAACCGCUUCCAGGGCCUCGCAUCCUUCCUCGCGCCCGCCGCCCCCGGCGGAGGCGGGCCGCGGCGGCCGGACCCGGCCGAGAUCGCGGGCCGCUUCCGCGCGGGCCUCGCGCGGCUCCCGGGCCGCCAGGCUGUCGCGGAUCUCGCCAAGAUCGCCUCCUCGCUGCUGCCCCCGGAGGGCGGCGACGCGGACUGGGCGGAGUCCGCCGUGGGGGUCACCGAGGAGGUGGUCGCCUUCGCGCGGGACGCCGCUCUGAGGCACGAGCUCUGGCUCGACUUCCCCCUCCUCCCCGACGACGCCGACUCCGACGAUUUCGACAUGACUGAUGCGCAGCAGGACCACGCGCUGGCCGUCGAGAGCGUGGCGCCGGAGCUGGCUGAUCUACGGAUCGAACUCUGCCCCAGCCACAUGAGCGAGGGCUGCUUCUGGAAGAUAUACUUCGUCCUGCUGCAUCCUAAGCUCAUGAAGGAGGAUGCUGAUAUUCUGUCGACUCCACAGAUUUUGGAAGCUAGAGGCAAGUUGUCACACGAUUUGCGAUAUCAGAUGAAGUUACAGAGCAGCAAUGAAGACACCGUACCUGUGCCUUUCAGCAAUGUAGAUGGUGCUUUAGCUUCUCCUGUAGAGGUUUUGAGCACAUUAAAGGGUCAGGAUGGCUCUGUGAUGGCCACAUCUUUUAGCAACAUAGACUAUGGCAUCUCUCAACCAACCAAUCAGGAAUUUCUAUCAGCUAAUGCAAUCAGUGAUGCUGGAACUGUUUCUUCAGAUAACAUCAGCAGCAGUGUACCUGUACAGCUAGUGCCCAUAUUGAAAGACGCUACUGUGGAGUCACAGUCUACGGUGGAAGAAAGUACACGCGAUCUCUCUACAGGAGAUGCAACAACAGAAGAACAGAGCAUGCAAAUGUCUGAGAUAGCAUUGGUGGACAAUUCUCCUCCUAAAGAUGACCAACAGAAACAACAUUUAGCUGACAUCAGUGAGCAAUCAAGAGUUGACAUUCGGAAAGCUUAUCAUGAUGAGGAUGAUGAUGGCGAUGAAUGGUUGGAAGAGGAGACAGGGGGCCCAGGAAGCACGGCGAUUCCAAUUGCAGAUGAUGAAGAUGUAUCCUUCAGUGAUCUAGAGGAUGACGAUGGUACAAAAUGACAUCGCCAGCAGCAGCUUCAUCAUCCUCUAGAAUUUGUGCAGCCGAUUCCAUUAUACGGUCAAAUGCGAGGAGCUUGGAAGAUGCCCACUGUAUGGUCUCGUACUCUCAUAGGGCUGCUGUGAUCAGCUGCUACUGCUUCAGAAUUCGCUGUGACCCUGGUACUUUACAGUGCGCCACGGUUUUCGCAGUACAAAUAUGCCCCAUUUUUAUCUUCCAACUCGUGGAUUUAAGGUUGUGAUGUUUAGUGACUGUUGUACAGUGUGCAGAGACUACUACGCAUAUUUGGAUGCUUUGGAAUUUCAGAUAAUACUCUGAUUCCUCCAACCUGCCACCCUAUAUACAAUCUGGGAUGAUGAAAUAGAAUUCGCCUUAUCUUUAUCUUCUCAAGGAA